Molecule: messenger RNA, 837 nt
Organism: Auxenochlorella protothecoides
Lineage: Eukaryota; Viridiplantae; Chlorophyta; Trebouxiophyceae; Chlorellales; Chlorellaceae
Product: Fe(2+)/Mn(2+) transporter pcl1
Exons: 5
Coding region: 1-837 (278 amino acids)
Biological process (GO): intracellular manganese ion homeostasis
Cellular component (GO): membrane
Molecular function (GO): manganese ion transmembrane transporter activity; iron ion transmembrane transporter activity
Source: RefSeq, a predicted model, not a curated record
AUGGCUGGCCAAGGCGUCAGCAAUCACGAAAGUGCAGUGAAUGCAGCGGGUUACGAGCGUCUCCCCGCCCCUACACCCGACGGCUUGGCGGACGCAGAGGCCCAAGUCCUGGACGACACCACCGUCGAGGAGCUGUGCGAGCAUGUCAAUCGCGCUCCCUGGCUCCGGGCCCUGGUGCUGGGAGCCAACGACGGCCUGGUGUCGGUCGCUGCCCUGCUCAUCGGCGUGACGGCUGGCUCCUCCGAUCUGGCUGCCAUGCGCCUGUCUGGCAUCGCGGGCAUCGUGGGCGGCGCCCUGUCCAUGGCGGUGGGCGAGUACAUCUCCGUGUCCUCUCAGCGCGAUGCCGAGGAGGCAGACAUCAUGCAGGAGCGGCUGGAGCAGCUCAAGGGCCCCGACGCAAGGGCCAAGGAGCAGACCGAGCUGGCCCAGAUCUACGUGGAUCGCGGGCUGCCGCCCAACCUGGCGGCCCAGGUGGCGCAGGUCCUGUCCAACCACCACCUGGAGGACGUGGUGCGGACUCACGCCCGCGACGAGCUGGGCAUCGAUGUGGACGAGCUGGCGCGCCCGCUCCAGGCUGCCGUGGUGUCGGCCCUGUGCUUCACCUCCGGCGGGCUCAUGCCCCUGCUCGCCGCCGCCUUCGUGCACGACCAGACCGUGCGGCUGAUCGCCAUUGCGGGGGCCACCACGCUGGGCCUGCUGCUCUUCGGCGUGCUCGGUGCCUUCUUGGGCGGCGCGCACAAGUUCCGCGGCGCGGCCCGCGUCGUGCUCGGCGGCUGGCUCGCGCUGGGUGUGGUGUACGGCAUCGGGAAUCUGCUGGGCGUGGAGGGGGCGGCGUGA